GCAUAGUUACUGCUGCUGCUGCUGCUGCUAUUUGGAUUUCUGUACACGCACGUAGAAUUAAGAAGUCCGUAAUAUAUACAUAUAUAUAGAUAUCGUCAGCCAAGUGUUGUGCGCCGUGUGCGAGAUCAACGUUUCUUUUUUUAAAGCUCCUAUCGUAUUUUUGUUUUACUUUUGCCUCUUUUUUUUUGUAAUAGAGCAAAAAAAGUGUGUGAAACGGCAACGGUUCUCGGCUGGUACGAGUAUCAAUAGUUCACAGUUUCGGUGUGCUAUUCGUGCGCGAUUCCGCGGCGUUAAAACACGUCUCGUGCAGCCAUAACCUCGCUCGUGCACUGGGGUUACUUGGCCGUGGCCUUCUCUCGCGCACACACACCUCGUUCCUUUUUUUUUUCCUCUGUUGUUGUUGUUGUUGUUGUUGUUGCCCGUUGCGCGAACGAACACUGUGUUAAAAAAUGGCGCUCAAUCCCUCGUACGAAGCCAUCGGCAAGGGUUUCGUUCAGCAAUAUUAUGCCAUGUUCGACGAUCCUGCCCAGAGGCCGAACCUCAUCAAUAUGUACAACACUGAAUCUUCGUUUAUGACGUUCGAAGGACAGCAAAUUCAGGGUGCUAUCAAAAUUAUGGAGAAACUUAACAGUCUGACUUUCCAAAAAAUCAACAGGAUAAUAACAGCUAUAGAUUCACAGCCAAUGUUCGACGGUGGCGUACUCAUUAAUGUAUUAGGAAGGCUGCAGGCAGAUGAUGAUCCACCACACGCCUUCUCGCAAACUUUUGUGCUGAAACCAUUAGCAAAUUCGUUUUUCUGCGGACACGACAUUUUCCGCCUGGGCAUUCACAACACAAUGUGAGCUAAUUAAUUUCAGCGCCGAGCUCUUGAUAAAAAAAAAAAAAAACAAAGGGAGACCAGUUACUGAUAUUAAGUGAUAGCAGAUGAAUUAUUAAAGAAAAAAUAAUAAGUAAUUGUGGAUGAGCAAGUUAAUUCUUUCAUUGUAAAAAAGAGGAAAAAAAAAAAAUAAGAAAAGAAAAACGCCGAUCUUUCAAUGUCGAGUACAUAUUAUUGUAAUGUUUGCAUCCCUGUUUAGAUAACACUGUUUUUUAUACGAUGCUGCUUACGUAACAGCGCUAAGAGGAUAUAAAAAUAAAUAAGUUUAACAAUAA
Molecule: messenger RNA, 1152 nt
Organism: Trichogramma pretiosum
Lineage: Eukaryota; Metazoa; Arthropoda; Insecta; Hymenoptera; Trichogrammatidae
Gene: Ntf-2
Product: probable nuclear transport factor 2
Exons: 4
Coding region: 450-842 (130 amino acids)
Biological process (GO): protein import into nucleus
Cellular component (GO): nuclear pore central transport channel
Source: RefSeq, a predicted model, not a curated record